ACGUGAGGUAGGAAGGACGCUCGCUUACGCACAGGGCUUUCCGCCAAGUUACCGAUGACCUGAGUAAUAUCAGAGAACAACUUGCAAGAGGUGUUGAUAAAAAAAAUCAAGUUCUUCACUUAGAGACGCUGCGUUGUCCGGAAAGUUUUGGAAAAUUUGUUCAGACAAGUUUUCACUGAAGUUAUUUAUGCUAAAACUCUUUCUCUCGACCAGGCUGCUCAUAUUUUUUGACAAGUGACGCUUUCGGCAGCUGACGCCUGACAGUUCUUGCAGAGCCAACUUCAUAACACUCUCACGGCGCAUCGAGCGAGCACACGGCACAGCAGACCCUCCUGACCCUCCUGCCGGCGAGGCGGGGUGAUGGUACCGCGCGGCUUCGAUGCUCAGCUCGGCCACGACACCUUCAGCAGCGACACGGCCUCGAGGGGGCACGAGUAAGCACAUCUCAAGGCAAGCGGGAGCAACCAAGCACGGGAGGAUGGCAGACGAGACGGCCAAGACUCACACCUCCAGGCGACCCCUUGGUGUGCGAGGGACCCUGGUGGCGGUGGUGGGGCUGCUCCUGCUGGCGGGGCGCGGCUCAGGGAGUGAGUUACCUGACCGGGAAUGUUGUGACUCCGCCCCGCCUCCACCACCGCACUACCACACCGUCACCUCUACCACCACCUCCACCACUCCACAAACUCCUGCCUACGGCGAGCGGCAGCAGCAGGAGCACCAGACCCUGAACUGUCUCUAUGCCAAACAGCUCUGCGAGGAAGACUCAAACUGCUCAGCCAUACUCAAGGUUAUUCCAACCCUCUGCGGACCGGAGCUUGUGGCGUGCUCGACGGUCACGGUGUCUCGGUGUCAGGCGGCGCUGAGGACGCUGGUGCAGUUCUCGUGGUUCCAGCCCACCUGCCUGUGCAAGGAGCCGCGCCUCGACCCGCAGUGCAACGCCUUCAGGGACCUGCUCUUUGACCACCCCUGCGUCUUCGUCAGCAGGAAAGAGGUGGACCUUCACCCGCUGCAGUACAUCCCCACCUGCCAUAUCGCCUCGGACUCCUGCCACGAGAGCCCGUGGUGUCGGAAUCGCCUCGACGAGUUUCGCUCCAUCUGCAAGUACCGCGAUGGCCGCUGCCGAACCCCUGACAAGGAGGGGUGUCUGAGGAAGUGGCUGGAGCUCCGUGAGACGCCUCUACUCGGCUGCAUCUGUCCGGACGGCAAGGACAAGAAGUGUUCGCACCUCUACUCCCUUGUCAACGAGGAUCCCUGCCUUGGGGAGCGGUACCCGGGGCGCGUGGCGGCCAUGUCGCGGGUCGCGGCCGCCCUGGGCUCGCCGCUGUCCCAGACGGUGCCGGUGCCCACGGCCGCCGCCACGCACCUCAUCAUCUCCACCUCCCAAGCUGACCCUCUCUACCCCCUCUCCACCAUCCACCACUACCUCCAGCACCUGCCGGUGACCAAGGCCGACCAUAAUGUGUCGAUGGAGCAACUCAAGUUUGUGGCGGGGACCUGCCAUGAAGCCUUCGAUGGAUGCAUGGCCAACUCAGGCUGCCGAAGCCACCUGGAGGUCGUGAGCGGGUACUGCGAGACGGCCAAGUGUAAUAUGGAUGCCUGCCGGGGCUCCAUCAAGGACAUCUACAAGUACCUCCUCGAUACUGACCAGGAGCUCGCCCUCAAGAUCGCUCUCUGUGUGUGUAGGGACAGCAACGCCAAGAACUACGGCAAGUGUUUACGAGGGCAGCGCCGUCUCCACCCGCCCUGUGCCCUGAGGAGCGACUCCGCCUCCACCAGCCAGUGCCACAGCUUGGGCAAGGGCUGCCGCGGCGACCGUGUCUGCAGGUACCAGCUGGAACACUACGAGCUGUCGUGCGCGGCGGACACCGUGACGGGUCGCUGCGCGGGGCACCACAAGGAGUGCACCAAGGCCAUGUUGGGGCUGCUGGGCACGGACCUGCACACCAACUGUGUGUGUAAGGCGAACGCCUUCCAGGACAUCAAUCAGUGCCUGGCCUGGAAGCGGCUCAUCUGGGGCAACCCCUGUGUAGUGGAGGCGCAGCUCACCUACCACCUGGGCCAACUGGGGCUCGAUAAGGUGCCGGUCAUCUCCUUCCCCGGACGCACUGACGCCCGCCGUGACCACCUCCCUGCAGAGGAAGAGACACCCUCGUCCCAGAUGGCAGUGAUGGGGGGAGCCAACCAACCUGUUUACUUAAGAAACUCCCAGAAAGGCCUGACCAAGGAGGAGCCAAGACCCAUCGGCGUGGAGGCUCGGAAAGUGGCCAGCACCGCCCAGAGCGACCACACCCACCCUAAUGCCGCCCCCGCCGCCCCCUCCACCACCUUCACCACCACCACCGCCACGAGCAUGACCACCACGCGGCCGGAGAAGUAUUGUUCGGUGCAGCGCCUCUGGGAAGUUGAGCCACACAUCAUUGCAGUGGGCGACAAAAUGAGGCUGUACGAGAGGAGCACGACGGACUGCUCCACUCUCUGCUCCUGCGACACCCACGCCCAAGCGUCCUGCCAAGUGCUGGAUUGCAUGAAGGAGAAGGCGUGUGAGACGAGCAUUGACGUGUACAACCACAACUCACCCGCCUACCAACUUAGCCGCGGGGACUGCAUCUGCUACACCGGCGACAUCGUGUGCCAGCGGCCGAGGGAAGAGGACUUGCACCUGCCGAUGGGAGUGUUCCUGAUGCUCGGGUUCAGCAAGAAGGAGGAGGCGCUGAUGAGGAACGCGACGGGCAACGGCGUGGCGGAGGCGAUCCCGUCCCUGCAGCAUCUCUUCCGCACCAUCGCCCACAGCCUAGGCGAGGACUGUCAGCUGGAGCUGCUGCAGCACACGCAGGACAACGUGGUGCUGCAGGCGCGGAACUCCAAGCUGCUGCUGGAGUCCAUCAGCAAGGGCAACGCCACGUACAGCCAGGACAUGCUGCAGGAGGAGCGGGACCGCUGCGAGGAGGCCAUUCACCGGGUGGGCGCCAUGUUCCAGCACCGACACCCGCAGAUCCACCACGACGUGCACCUGUCGCUCUUCGUGCUGGCCGAAGUGAUCGACAACGUGCCGGACCACCAGCGGCACAGCAACGGCCAGGCGCGCGUGGGCGUGCGGUCAUGCUGGUGGGCGUGGCUGACGGGGGCCGCUGUGGUGCUGGCCGCCAAGCUUCAGGCUUCCCGACACAUUGCCGCCGCCGCCGCCGCCGCCACGUCGUGAUGCUGAGUGGGGUACCCGCAGCCCGCACGCCGCCGCACGCCGCCGCCGAAGCAUGUAUAUAAGUGACUGCAAGUGAUGUGAGUGGACGAUGUGUGUAGCUGUGCGGAGUGUAAAUACCUUGUCU
Molecule: messenger RNA, 3323 nt
Organism: Eriocheir sinensis (Chinese mitten crab)
Lineage: Eukaryota; Metazoa; Arthropoda; Malacostraca; Decapoda; Varunidae
Exons: 18
Coding region: 380-3199 (939 amino acids)
Biological process (GO): nervous system development
Cellular component (GO): external side of plasma membrane; signaling receptor complex
Molecular function (GO): signaling receptor activity
Source: RefSeq, a predicted model, not a curated record